Messenger RNA from Lagopus leucura (white-tailed ptarmigan), 668 nucleotides. It is a transcript of the gene NUDT1, whose product is annotated as nudix hydrolase 1. The transcript has 3 exons. Gene Ontology annotation, molecular function: 8-oxo-7,8-dihydroguanosine triphosphate pyrophosphatase activity. Gene Ontology annotation, biological process: DNA protection. Lineage: Eukaryota; Metazoa; Chordata; Aves; Galliformes; Phasianidae. Bases 19 to 489 code for a protein of 156 amino acids. The record is from RefSeq and is a predicted model, not a curated record.
CCCGCGCGGCGCGGCGCCAUGUCCGCCUCCAGGCUCUUCACCCUCGUGCUGGUGGUGCAGCCGUCCCGCGUCCUUCUGGGCAUGAAGAAACGCGGGUUCGGGGCCGGGCUCUGGAACGGCUUUGGAGGAAAAGUGCAGCCGGGAGAGAGCAUCGAGGAUGCUGCGCGCAGGGAGCUCCUGGAAGAGAGCGGGCUGACUGUGGACACCUUGCAGAAGAUGGGUCAGAUCACUUUUGAAUUUGUAGGCAACUCUGAACUGAUGGAAGUUCACGUUUUCCGAGCGGAUCAGUUUCAUGGAGAGCCAAAGGAAAGCGAUGAAAUGCAGCCUCAGUGGUUUCAACUGGAUGAGGUGCCGUUCAAACAAAUGUGGCCAGAUGAUGUCUUUUGGUUCCCGUUGGUGCUUCAGAGAAAGUUGUUUCGUGGCUACUUUAAGUUCCAAGGACAAGACACCAUUGUGGAACACACCCUGAAAGAAGUGGAGGAAGUUUAAGAGGAAGGCAGAAGCAUUCAUUCCACGUGCUGCUGCCCACAUUGGGCUGGGACACCACGAGUGCUUCCAGGGGGCUCCUUUCUCAGCUCCCCCACAAGAAGAGGCUGACUGCCAGCUCACAGGGAAGUAAAGAAAAUAAGGGGAUUUCUUAGAGCAGAAAUAAACAUAGUAAGAAUUUC